AUGGGAAGAAGCAGAAGAAGGAUUGCUGUUUUUCCUGCUUUUGCCAUUAUCGCCAUUGUUCUUGGCCUUCUUGUUGCUCGGAGGAACAUGAAGGUGCAUAUAGCAUCAUACUCUUUGGAAACUAACUUUCCUAUGCAAUCAGGUGCUAUUGUUGGAGUCAACUAUGGGAUGUUAAGCAACAAUCUUCCUCCAGCAGACUUGGUGAUUAAGUUCUGCCAGUUUAAAAACAUCCAUCUCUUAAGAUUGUAUGAGCCACAUUCAAAUGCACUCGAUAGCCUAAGAAGGUCGAACAUCAAAGUUGCACUCGGCAUGAACAACGACAUAGUAACAAGCAUUGCUAUGGGUGUAGAUUUCGCCAUGGAAUGGGUUAACUCCAAUGUUGUCCCUUAUGCUAAUGAAGUAGAUAUCGAAUGGAUCAUUGUAGGCAACGAGAUGGUGCCCGGUCCUUCUGCUGACCUCAUCCCUCAAGCCAUGAACAAUAUAUUGAGUGGCCUUAAUUCAGCCAGGUUAUCUAAUAUCAAAGUCUCGACGGUGGUAAAUGUCAAUGUCUUGGGUGUGUCCUCCCCUCCUUCCGCAAGCUUCAGCGCAGAAACAAAUAAAUCUAUGCAAGGGAUCGUAGCAUGGUUAGCAGGUACAAAAAACCCGCUGUUUAUCAAUGUGUUUCCUUAUUUAGCCUUAGCUUCAAGGCCUAAGGAGAUACCGUUAGAUUAUGCACUUUUCAAUGCACAACAACCUAUAAUCGAUGGGACAUACAAGUACUAUAGUUUGUUUGAGGCUAUGGUAGACGCGUUUUAUGUUGCCUUAGGGAACAUCGGUGGGGAUAGUGUGACUCUGGUUGUGUCUGAGACAGGGUGGCCUACUGCUGGGAAUGAUCCUUAUACUAGUAAGCAAAAUGCACAAACUUACAAUCAGAAACUCAUUGAUAAAAUGAAGCGAACAGGAACACCAAGAAAGCCAAAAAAUCUUUUGGAUAUCUUUAUAUUCUCUGUGUUUAACGAGGAUAAGAGGGCAGCUGGAAUUUACCAAAAUUGGGGGAUUCAUUACCCAAGCUUGGAACCUGUGUAUCCCUUGACAUUUUAG
Molecule: messenger RNA, 1080 nt
Organism: Chenopodium quinoa (quinoa)
Lineage: Eukaryota; Viridiplantae; Streptophyta; Magnoliopsida; Caryophyllales; Amaranthaceae
Product: lichenase-2-like
Exons: 2
Coding region: 1-1080 (359 amino acids)
Biological process (GO): carbohydrate metabolic process
Cellular component (GO): plasma membrane
Molecular function (GO): hydrolase activity, hydrolyzing O-glycosyl compounds
Source: RefSeq, a predicted model, not a curated record